AUGCGUUCUCUUAAGCCACUCCUCCUGGUUGGCAUCAGUGCUGCUGCUGCCACUGCAGACCCCCUGUCAACGGUAUUUGUCACCGUACCUGCUUCGCCAACUACCGAGACAAUCUACGCUCUUGGCAAUGGGCCAAUGGCCACUGCGGACAUCAAAGCUAUGGUCAACGGAGCUGCACAAGUAACUUCGACUGCAAUCACAACGACCGUCACCGCCUCGGUAAUCUCCACUCAGGUCAUCAGCGUCAUCCAGGCUUCCUCGCCAGUCGAAGGUCAAGCAGCUUACUCUUUCAUCGAGGACAAUGGUACCACGACCUGGCUCGGUGCAACACCACCAGCUUCGGCUUCCCUGAUCACUAGCACUCAGAUCGUCACUCUGCAGCCAGUUCCUCCCGGCUAUGUUGCUCCUCCCGUCGAGAUCACUCCCGUCACAAGCUACUUGACUCUUUCCUCCACUAAGACAAUUACCGAAACUCGUACCGAAACCCAGACGCUGGCCAGUUUCACUGCUUUUGCGUCAGCCGGAGCGUACACUGGACUUGCAUCUCACGGUUGGAACUCGAGCAUUUCGACGUUGAUCACGGUCAAAUCCCUUGCUAUUGGAUCAGUCAUUAUUCCACCUUCCGGUAUUGUGUCUUUUUCUCCUGGCAACGCAACCCAUCAAAUCAAGGCUAGGGAUGUUACAGAUAUCGUCGUCGCAACCAUCGAUGGUGUGGCUGUCUCCUGGACCAACAACUAUGAUGGCACAUUUCCGUCAUCUUCAGAUACAUCACCAAUUGCUGUCCCAGUCACAGCGACAGCACUACAAUCCGAGCCAAAAUCUUCUCCGACCUCUAGCACCUUUUCUAGCCCAGUGCAAACAGAAUCAAGUUCUCCCACGGGUGCAACCACUACGGUCGGCGUCUAUGCGUGGGACCCGAUCCCUACUCCCUUCCCAACAAGCACGUCUUCGUCAUCUGGAGCUCAGCUGACAACGAGCCAUGCCUUGUAUUCAAACACUUCGACAGCCUCGAGAACCGCGGCCACUGCCAUUGCCUCUUCAUGUGGUGAUGCAUCCGCUCAGUUCAUGAUAGACUUCGACGAUUUACCAGCUUUUUCGGCAGGUCCUGGGGACACAGAUAUUCCUCCUAUCUUCAAUCCCUACCAUAAGCUAUUCUUCCAAGAGUACUUCGGAUACGUUCCUCCUCCAUCUGAUCCUUUUCCACCUAUCUCGCCUCCACAGCUCGCAGUAUAUCGCGCGGACGGGUCAGGGGCGACCGGUUCACCAGACGCGGGGGUCGAAUUGUCUGGUGAGAUUGGUAGUGGACCGAGGGCAUCGGAUAGUGCCUACUGGAUCGAUGCCUACUCAGCUUAUCUUGGCUGCACCAAUCCUGGCCCCGAAGACUGCAGCAUCAUGGUCAAAGGCUAUCAGAACUGGUCUACAUUCAGUGUCAUUACUCAGGGAUUUACCCAGCCCCCCUGCCCAGGAAUGAAGAAAUGCUCUUUGGCGUUGGUGGAGUUUGCUGACGGCUUCCGCGGUUUGACGGGGCUUCAAAUCAUCGCGACGGUUGGAACCACGCCCGUUGACUGGUACAUGGACAACCUGAGCCUGGGUUGGUCCAACAACACGUGUGCAGCGCAGCUGGAGCGUUCCUCGCAAGAGUAG
Letharia lupina is the source of this 1644-nucleotide messenger RNA. RefSeq lists its product as uncharacterized. The record is from RefSeq and is a predicted model, not a curated record. The transcript has 5 exons. Lineage: Eukaryota; Fungi; Ascomycota; Lecanoromycetes; Lecanorales; Parmeliaceae. The coding region runs from base 1 to 1644 and encodes 547 amino acids.